Trichosurus vulpecula (common brushtail) is the source of this 1325-nucleotide messenger RNA. Its product is annotated as gamma-aminobutyric acid receptor subunit beta-1. Gene Ontology annotation, molecular function: extracellular ligand-gated monoatomic ion channel activity; neurotransmitter receptor activity; GABA-A receptor activity. Bases 3 to 980 code for a protein of 325 amino acids. Gene Ontology annotation, cellular component: membrane; neuron projection; synapse. The transcript has 6 exons. The record is from RefSeq and is a predicted model, not a curated record. Lineage: Eukaryota; Metazoa; Chordata; Mammalia; Diprotodontia; Phalangeridae. Gene Ontology annotation, biological process: signal transduction; regulation of membrane potential; chemical synaptic transmission.
CCAUGGCCCACCAAAUCACAACAACAGCUGCUUGCAUGAUGGAUCUGCGAAGAUAUCCUCUGGAUGAACAGAACUGCACACUGGAGAUUGAAAGCUAUGGUUACACCACUGAUGACAUUGAAUUUUACUGGAAUGGAGGAGAAAGCGCAGUAUCGGGGGUUAACAACAUUGAACUGCCUCAGUUUUCAAUUGUGGAUUACAAGAUGGUGUCAAAGAAGGUGGAAUUCACAACUGGGGCAUAUCCACGGUUGUCACUGAGUUUUCGGCUUAAAAGAAACAUUGGAUACUUCAUUUUGCAAACUUACAUGCCUUCAACACUGAUUACAAUUCUGUCCUGGGUAUCUUUUUGGAUCAACUAUGAUGCAUCUGCGGCCAGAGUUGCACUAGGAAUCACCACCGUGCUGACCAUGACCACCAUCAGCACUCACCUCAGGGAGACCCUGCCAAAGAUCCCCUAUGUCAAAGCAAUUGAUAUUUACCUGAUGGGAUGCUUUGUGUUUGUGUUCCUGGCACUGCUUGAAUAUGCCUUUGUAAAUUACAUAUUCUUCGGGAGAGGCCCCCAGAAAAAGGGAGCUGGGAAAACAGACCAGGGGGCUCAUGAGAAGAACAAACUGGAGAUGAAUAAAGUCCAGGUUGAUGCUCAUGGCAACAUUCUUCUUAGCACCCUGGAAAUAAGAAACGAAGCCAGUGGUUCAGAAGUGCUUACAAGUGCUAGUGACCCCAAAGCCACCAUGUAUUCCUAUGACAGUGCAAGCAUACAGUACCGAAGGCCCCCCACCAGCAGAGAGGCCUAUGGCCGAAGUGCUUUGGAUCGGCAUGCCAUUCACAACAAGGGGCGUAUUCGGAGACGAGCAUCACAGCUUAAGGUCAAGAUCCCGGAUUUGACUGAUGUGAAUUCUAUAGACAAGUGGUCAAGGAUGUUUUUUCCAGUCACUUUUUCUCUUUUUAAUGUUGUCUAUUGGCUUUACUAUGUGCACUAAAUUCUGUAAUGAUAACAUAAUUUAGAUCAUUAUCCUCCUCUAUUGUUUUUUCUAAUCUCACAGGUCCCUAGCAGCUACACUGCUAUAUUUUUAAGGUAAGAUAUUCAGCUAUCCACUUGGUUUUAGUUCCUACAUAUCAGUUUUAUUACUGUACCAUGUUUACUUCAAAUAAGAACAGUAUUUCCCCCCAGUACAUUUCGGUCCAGAUUAUUAGCUCUUUGGGAGCAGCUUUGAAAUAAUCAUUAUUUAUCAUCAUGUUUACAAAAAAAAUGACAACAACAGAAAGAGAGAUCUAGGGCAACUUUUCCUAAUAUCUCUCAAUUUGAUUUUCUCUCUCUUUUUUUA